UUUCAGUAAAAUGCCAACCCAAGCGCGCUGCGACCGUGUCCCGCCAGCUGACGGAGUGUGGGGAGCCGUGGAUUUGCGGGUACUUCAAGAGGAUGACUUACCGCUAGACCCACGAACAUGGUGCCGCGCGCACGUGGCCGCGUGGGUGUCACGCCGCGGCGGGCUGCCCGAGCGCUUCCCCAUGAACGGCAAGGCGCUGUGUCUCAUGUCACGGGAUAUGUUCUCUGCGAGAGUGCCGUGUGGAGGGGAUGCGUUGCAUAAGGACUUCCGAAGACGUCUAGCCAAAGCGUUAGCAUUACAAGAAUUAAUCGAAAAAUUGGGCGCAAAAUAAAUUUUAAUAAUUAUUUAAAUUAACAGUUACAUAUCACAUAGUUAAAUAAAAUAAUUUAGAAAUGUAGUAAAAUCAUAAUUUUGUAAUGUAUUUUCUUUUUUACUAAUUUUGAUUAAAGCUCAUAUGAGCGAGUGAGAUGGGACACUGUAAGAAAGAGACGGCACGAGGCUGCCAUCUUGUUUUUUUAGCUCUAUUUUAUAAAAUACCUACUUAACUUGUUAUGGUAACUUUGGUCACAAGUUCCUAGACAUAUAUUUUUUUAUUUGUUUGUAUUCAGUUGUACUGUCAAUAAUAAUUAUUUAUAACUAUAAGUAGAAAGGUGUAAAUAUAGAAAAAAGCAAGCACACGUGUCAGAAGUGAAACUUUGGCAAGAUUCAAAGAUACCAAAAUCGUGGCUUUACUCCACUUACGCGAUCGCGAGCAUUAUUUCAAUUUAUAAAUUUAUCUAUGAAAGUUGAAAUAUUAUCUGCAGUUAGUUACUUUUUAUUAGCUUAUUUUCCUUAUUUAUGAUUUUUAAUAAUUAUUUUUUUAUGAAAAU
Messenger RNA from Colias croceus (clouded yellow), 869 nucleotides. It is a transcript of the gene edl, whose product is annotated as ets DNA-binding protein pokkuri. The record is from RefSeq and is a predicted model, not a curated record. The transcript has 3 exons. Gene Ontology annotation, molecular function: sequence-specific DNA binding. NCBI's taxonomy places the organism in Eukaryota, Metazoa, Arthropoda, Insecta, Lepidoptera, Pieridae. Bases 11 to 331 code for a protein of 106 amino acids.